Messenger RNA from Paramecium pentaurelia, 2202 nucleotides. Lineage: Eukaryota; Ciliophora; Oligohymenophorea; Peniculida; Parameciidae. The record is from the annotation of a GenBank genome assembly.
AUGAAGAGUUAAAGUAUUUACAAGAAAUCUAAUCCUAUUAGAUCAACUUGUAUUAAAUCAAUAGAAGCUAAUCAAGAGUUCUACUUAGCAGUUAUAGAAUAAUAAAUGUGUGUAAGUAUUUGUGCAUAUAAUGAAUAAACUGGAGAAGUUUUUGUUACAUAAUUUUUAGAUUGUACAACUUUUAAUAUUACUUCAUCUACUAUAUUAAGAUUUGCUCCUAAAAUCUUAAUAUCUAUUGAAAAUAAUGAAAAAAGCAUGUUUUUUAAAUAAUUAGAAGAUGAAUUGAAUGAUACUUUAAUCUACUUUUUACCACUAAAUGUAUUGUAAAUUAAAUUCGAACUAAAUCAAUUUAGUAAAUUUGUAAAAUAAUUAAAUUAACUUUAAUUAUGUUAUGCUGCAUUAUCUUAUACAGUCAAUCAACAUUUAAAUAUUCUCAUAAACAAUUUACCAGUUCAAUUCUAUAACAUUAAGGAAGUCUUAGUGUUCAAUAUUUAAACAACUUUGAGUUUAGAUAUCUUAAAUUAAUUAUAUAAACUCUUUAAACCAAUUACAAAUGGAGGUAAAAGAUUACUUAAAGCAAAUUUACUUUAACCAUUUAGCACUAUAUAAAUGAUUCACAUUAGAUAAUAAAAUGUAAAAGAAAUGCUAAGUAAAGAUGAUUCUACUAUUCAAACUUUAAAAUCACAUAUGAUGAAAUUCAAAUAAGUUGAUACUUUGGCUUGUCAAUUAUAAAGUAAAAGUACUAAAUUAUAGGAUCAAUUAUAAUAAAUAUUUAAGAUAUAUAAUUUUCAAAAAGACAUUAUCAAUUUUACACAUUAUUUAAAUGAUUAAAAAUUAAAUAAUAUAAUGGAUAUAGAUAUUAAUGGUAUAUUAAUGAGUGAUGAAUUUUAAAAUAUUAAAUAAUAAAUAGAAUAAUAUAUUGAUGUGACUUUAUAAUUAAAUAAUAUAGAAGAAGAUACUCUAUUUUUUAUAAUGUUAAAUGAGAAAUCAAAUAAUUUAAAAUAAAAUCGAUUAUAAUUUAUUUCAUUAAGAUAAGAAAUAAAUAAUCUAUUUUAAAGAUUGAUGUCUUGUUUUUGUCUAAAUUUGAAAUGUAAGAAGCUUAAGACAAAUGAUAAUUCAAUUAAAUGUCUUAAAAGUGGAUACAUUUUUGAAUUAUCUGUAAAUGAAGCAAAUAGAAAUAAUAUAAAUGAAUUAGAUAUUAAAAGAAUAGUAGAAAAAGAGAAUGAUUCAAUAUCUUUUAUUGAUAAAAAUAAUAAAAAAUAUAGUAUUCUAACUGAGAAACUUAAAGAUUUAAAUAAUAAAUUAAAUGAUUGUAUAAUGAAUAUAUUAUCUGAAACAUAACUUUAAGUUAAUAAUUUGUAUGAAUAGAUGUAGAAAUUUUGUUCUUGGAUAUUUUCUCUUAAUUGUUUAAUUAGUUAAUUUGAUAUAGCAUUAUGUAUUAGAGAUUAUACAAUCUAAAAUGUAUCAAAUAAAUAAUAGAUGAUAUUCCCCUAAUUUGAUCAUAAUUAAUUUAUUAUUAAGGAUGCAUCAUACUUAUACUCUGUUAAUUCUCAUGAUACAUUUAAUAAGUUAACAAUUUCAUUCAAUUAAUUUAAUAUCAUUUAUGAUUACAAAGAAUGUUUAUCAGAAUAAUUAAAAUUGAUAGGAUAAUUCAUUAUACUCUCAUAAAUAGGAUGUACACUCCCUUGUUCACAAUUCAAAUAAUAAUUAUUAAGUUGUAUAUAUACUCAUUUUCAGAAAUAUACUAUUUAAAAUUUAGCAGAGAGAUAAUCUUCAUUUACUGCUGAAAUUUAAUCAUUAAAUAAUUUAUUAGUUUCUGAAUUACAUGACUCAUUAAUUUUAUGUGACUCAUUAGCAAUUUCAUCUUCACAUGAAUCUAAUGUAUCAUUUAGCAUUUCAUUUCUGGAAGCUAUUUUCAAAAAGACUCAUUUUGGUUUAUUUGGAACAUAAAAUUCUGAUAUCAUGCAAAUAAGUGAUCUAAUUUAAUGUAAAUGUAUGAUAUCAAAUAAUAAUUAAAUUGAUUAAAUAUAAUAGAAUGAAUUAGAUGUAAUUAAUAUAUAUUUAUUAUUAUAGUAAAUUCUUGAUGAGGAAUUUAAUUUAGAUUAUAAGUUGAAAUUACUUAAUAAGUUAUAAUAAACUUUUGAUUUUCCUUCAACUUUUUGCUUAAUUUUUGAACGUAAUUUUAAUAAAUAAUAUGUAUGA